AUGACAAUCACACUAUGCCAUCACCGCCACAGAGAGGAUUGCCUCAACCUGCUUUUAACAACCAAAGAAACUCCAACCUUGAUCCAUCAAAAUGGCUUCCAUAAUAUCAACACGAAACCCAAACCUUCCCGACUCGAGAAGCUGCUACACCACGACAAAGAAGGCCGAAAAAGUGGCAGCCAUUUUGAAUCAGUAGUGUGGCUAUAUGGCAGUGGAGUGGCUCUGUUCGCUGCUAGAAGAAAAGCAAAAAUAUGA
Knipowitschia caucasica is the source of this 255-nucleotide messenger RNA. Lineage: Eukaryota; Metazoa; Chordata; Actinopteri; Gobiiformes; Gobiidae. The record is from the annotation of a GenBank genome assembly.